Aspergillus homomorphus CBS 101889 is the source of this 1511-nucleotide messenger RNA. It is a transcript of the gene tpcA, whose product is annotated as O-methyltransferase tpcA. The transcript is spliced from 4 exons. Gene Ontology annotation, molecular function: O-methyltransferase activity. The coding region runs from base 1 to 1452 and encodes 483 amino acids. Lineage: Eukaryota; Fungi; Ascomycota; Eurotiomycetes; Eurotiales; Aspergillaceae. The record is from RefSeq and is a predicted model, not a curated record.
AUGGAACGACCACCAAAGUCUCUCUGUGACGCGGCACAACUCCUCCAGACCGCCAACAUGAUCUCCAGCACAGUCCAUACCAUUAUUGCCGAGUGGUCGGCCGAGGUAGAGGCAUCGAAAGACUCUUCUCGUCAGAGCGAUGCUCCGAAUCUGCCCAGCUGGGAGCUCUUCAAUGCGCAGCGGACCAUUCUAGCCGCCGUCGGCAAGCUGACCGAGCUCGUGGCGGAUCCCAGUGCGAGGAUCCUGGAGGUUGCCACGCAGUUUCAGGAAUCUCGCGCCAUGUAUAUUGCCGCUGAGCGUCGCAUUCCCGAUAUCCUGGCCGCCGGCGAUGAGGGCGGGGUUCACGUCGACCAGAUCAGCCAGGAGGCUAAAAUCGAGCCGAGGAAGCUUUCUCGUAUCCUAAGGUAUCUGUGUUCGAGUGGUGUUUUCCAGCAGACCGGACGGGACCGGUUCGCCAACAAUGGGAUUUCUGCCGCCUUAGUGGCGAAUGAGUCCUUGCGGGCUUAUGUGCAGCUCGUGAACAGCGAGGGCUUCACGGCUUCCGAUCGCCUCCCCCAUACACUUUUAGAUCCCGAAACUGGUCCCUCUUACGAUGUGGCCCAGACGGCGUGGCAGAGUGCCGUCGACACCAAGAAGACCCGGUGGGAGUGGAUCGAGGAGCGCGUGCCCCCCGAGAAGUUGCUGGAGACUGGCGGCCAUUAUCCGGGCAUUCCAAGUCUGGUCCUCGGGCUCCCUGCCCCGGACGAGGACGGGCUGGUCGGGAGACCCGAGCUGGAUAUCAUGGGCCUGUCCAUGGUGGGUGGUGGGCGAGUCUUUGGAACAGCUCAUGUUUACGACUUCCCCUGGGCCUCCUUGGGCGAGGCCUUGGUAGUGGAUGUCGGAGGAGGCGUCGGUGGCUUCCCCCUCCAGCUGAGCAAGGUCUACCCCAAGCUGCAGUUCAUUGUCCAGGAUCGGGGUCCCGUCAUCAAGCAAGGGCGCGACAAGAUCUGGUCCCGGCAGAACCCCGACGCCCUGCGGAGUGGACGAGUCCAGUUCGUGGAGCACAGUUUCUUCGAGCCCAACCCCGCGGUGGGGGCUGACAUUUACUUCUUGCGAUAUGUCCUUCAUGAUUGGUCAGACGACUAUUGCGUGCGCAUCCUGUCCAACAUCCGCAAGAGUAUGGCGGCGCACUCUCGCCUCUUGAUAUGCGAUCAGGUCAUGAAUACCACCGUCGGCGACCCCGACCUGGAGUCGGCGCCGCGGCCGUUACCCGCCAACUACGGUUAUCACACGCGCUUUAGCCACAGCCGCGAUAUCACGAUGAUGUCGUGCAUUAACGGGAUCGAGCGGACUCCCGGGGAGCUCAAGGCCCUGCUCCACACUGCCGGGUUGAAAUUGAAGAAGAUCUGGGACUGUCGGAGCCCGGUGUCGCUGGUUGAAGCUGUGCUACCCGAGGUCAAUGGCUACCAUUGAGUGUAAGAUGUAUGUGGAGAUGGGCAUGUUAUCAGUGCAGGAGAUAACUCCGAGGUGGG